Messenger RNA from Thyridium curvatum, 705 nucleotides. RefSeq lists its product as uncharacterized. The annotation marks the transcript as partial. Gene Ontology annotation, molecular function: protein binding. The transcript is spliced from 4 exons. Lineage: Eukaryota; Fungi; Ascomycota; Sordariomycetes; Thyridiales; Thyridiaceae. The record is from RefSeq and is a predicted model, not a curated record.
AUGGGACAGUCGGAUCUGGACCUGCUCAUCGAGAUGGGCUUCGAGCGCCCAAGGGCGGAGCUCGCGGUCAAGAAGUCCGGCGGCCUGCAAGGCGCACUCCAGUGGCUCGAGGACAACCAGGACAAGCCUCUCGAGCAGCUCCAGGCCGCAGCAAGCAGCGCCGGCAAGGACCAGGACGACGAGGACGAGGCGGCCAUCCAGGCGGCUGUCCUUGAGGAGGGCCAGAACGCCAAGUCUCUGGUCUGCAACGAGUGCGGCAAGAAGUUCCGCUCUCACGACGCAGCCACAUUUCACGCGACCAAGACCCAACACACCGACUUCUCCGAGUCGACAGACGAGAUCGCCCCUCUGACCGAGGAGGAGAAGAAGGCCCGCCUCGAGGAGCUCCGCCAGAAGCUCAAGGAGAAGCGCGCCACGCAGUCCGUCCAGGACCGGGAAGACGCCAAGCGCAACGAGCAAAUCCGCCAAAAGGCGACCAAGGAGACCCAGGACGCCAAGGAGGAGCUCGCCCGCAAGGAGCAGAUCAAGGAGGCCGGCCGCAAGCGCGCCGAGAAGCUCGAGGACGCCGAGGCCAAGAGGCGCAUCCGCGCCAAGAUCGAGGCCGACAAGGAGGAGCGCCGCCGCAAGGCCGAGGAGGCCAAAGCCGCCCGCGAGGGCCGCGAGCCCCCGCCCCCGCGCUUCGAGGCCCAGGCCGCCGGCCCCCCC